Lycium barbarum (goji berry) is the source of this 2941-nucleotide messenger RNA. RefSeq lists its product as uncharacterized. The record is from RefSeq and is a predicted model, not a curated record. Lineage: Eukaryota; Viridiplantae; Streptophyta; Magnoliopsida; Solanales; Solanaceae. The coding region runs from base 2249 to 2839 and encodes 196 amino acids. The transcript has 2 exons.
UCUCAAUUUUUUAUUCUUGAAAAUAUUGUAUUUCAUGUAUAUGCAGAUUUCUUUUCCUGGCUUCUGAUUUGUACCACAUAUUGCAUUCUGUAUUUGUUAACAUUACUCUGUAGAGAAAUAUAGCAGAAGAAAAGUAAAUCGGGGAAACUUCUGCUAGCCCAAGAUCGUUAAAUAAGAUUGGAAGAUUCAACUAAAGAAGAGGAAGCUAUGGAAAGGAAAAGUUUACUUGAAUUGGCUUGUAUUGGUAGUAUUAGCUUACAAUUGGGGUUAGUUACAAAUGACUAAAACCACCCCUAUUUAUACUUGUGUAGGGAUGGUUCUAGAAAUACUUCUAGAUACAUCCAUUAGAAAAAUCUAGUCAUCUUUAUCUCCUACCACUACUCUAGAAUAUCAUGAUAUUAUUCUAGAUACAAAAGGGUAUAGAUAAUUCUAUCCUCAACUAUAAAUAUCUAAGUGUUUAGAACUUCUAGACAUUUCCUAAUACAAUAUAUUUCAAAGAUAUUACAUUAUAACUUUCUAGAAACUCUUCUAAAUAUCUAUGAUAUUUAUUCUUCCAAAAAAUUAACUUUAAUUUUUCACACUCCCCCUUAAAGUAAUUUUUUGGAAGCUAUCCUGAACUUGUCGUGGAAGAACUCAGACGAAGCUUUUGGACAUGCCUUGGUGAAGAUCUCAGCAAUACUUUCUCGACACUUCUUCCUUCUUCAAAUGAUGAUGGUUUUCCGCUAAUAAUGGCCUCCAAAGAAACAUGAAUAUCUCUUGAUAAAAUUUUCAUCUCGGUAGCAGGCAGACUUGCCACUAUUUCUUUUUGGCCUUUGCGAACCACGUGACUCAUCUUCAUGCUGAACUUCACAUUCUUGAGUUUCCAGACUCCCCCUUUCUCUUAGCUCCUUAACAAUUGUGUUAUCUAGAGAACCAUCUGAGUCGAUGACGAUCUGACCAUGGAUACCCUUCGAAGACUCAACACCAACAUAGGAUCCACCAAUACAUUCCCUUUCUAGCUACUCAAAAAAUUGUUUGGCAGCUUCAGAGCAUCCGAGAACCAUAUUAUCUGUCUCUCCAUAUGAAAUUGAGCCUUCGAGGUCAACCUCUUCAUCUAUUUGACCGUCAGCUUCUCCGUCUGCUUCCAGUAUUUGAUCUGAGCUAGUGAUUGACUCUGAUAUGGCAGAUGAUUGACCAGAGACUUCAACUUCCAUUACAACUCCCUCAAUGCUUUCUCCAGAAUGAUCACCAUUGUCAUAUAUAGUUUCAGAAACUUCAUGCUUAGGAUCUACUUCAACAUCCUCCACUUCCAGACUUUUAUUACCAGUUUCAGGAUCUGCUUCGUUGAUUUCCUCGGUAGCAGCUACCACGUCACUGGUCUGAACGUCUUUGGAAUCUGAUAGAUUAUGUAAAUAUUAGAUAGAAUAUUUUGUAAUCUCCUAUUUUAGGUUAGAAUAUUUUGUAUAUUUUGUAAUCUUCUAUUUUAGGUUAGGAUAUUUUGUAUAUUAACCAAUUCAAGGAAUGAAAGGAAACUACGGAAAAUAAUUCUUUCAUGGUAUCAGAAGUCUAGGGUUUUCUUUCUCCUCCUCUCCUCUCCUCUCUGCUGCCCUAGCUCCGUCACGGCUGCCCCUUCUUUUCCGCCACUAUGUUUGACUCAAAAACCUCCUUCCACCCCGCGUUCGCCGUCUCCAACAUCCGCAAUCACAUUUCUGUGGUUCUUGAAAUGGAGAAUGCACAAUACGGUACAUGGGAGGAAUUGUUUAAAAUCCACGCCAAAUCCCAUAAGGCCAUACACCAUAUCAUCGCACCAGAGAAAGGGAAGCAGGCAGCCACUCCCUCCGAUGACGAAAAAGAGCUUUGGUCGACUCUUGAUGCGACCGUGCUCGAGUGGAUUUAUUCCACGAUUUCGAAUGACCUCCUCACUACAAUUCUUGAACCUGAAGCAACGGCCAUGGAAGCCUGGGUUCGCUUGCGUGACAUAUUCCAGGACCAUCAAAACUCCCGUGCCGUCAUGCUCGAACAAGAGUUUUCCACUACUAGGAUGGAAGACUUCCCAAACGCGUCCGUGUAUUGUCAAAGGCUCAAGAGCAUCUCCGAUCAAUUAAAGAAUGUGGGGGCUCCGGUUUCAAAUUCCUGACUUGUUCUUCAGCUUGUUUCGGGUCUCACCGAAGCUUUCAAGGGUGUGGGAACGCAGAUUCGCCACAGUAAACCAUUGCCUCCAUUCAUUGAGGCACACUCCUCUCUUGUUCUGGAGGAACGAGAACAGGCGAUGCAGGCGGCCCACACUACCCCUUCGGCGAUGGUGGCUACCACAGGUGGUGAGGGUUCCACUUCCUUUUUUUAUAAUACUCACAAUUCUGGUCAUGCUGUGAAUAACAGGGGCAAAAAUAACAACAAAGGCCGCAAUUCUGGCCGUAGUAACGGCGCUGGCCGUGGUAAGGGCGGCCGUGGUGGCAGCCGCGGUAACAGCGGCGGUAAUUCGCAGCCACAGCCAGGCAGUUGGCCGCGUCACCCUUCUCCUCACCCUUGGCAGCUUCCGAAUUAUGCAUGGGGUUGGAUGCCACAAUGGGCCGUGCCUCCUUGCCCGUAUCCGUCAACUUGGACAAGACCUGCGCAAGGCCCCUCGGCCCAACAGCCGGGCGUACUGGGCUCUGCUCCCCAGCCUCCGCAACAGGCCUUUGCUGCUGCCCCGUAUCAGCAGGUGUAUGCCCCACCUUAUGCUCCAACGGACAUCGAAUCAGCAAUGCAUACGAUGACUAUGAAUCCUCCGGAUCAGAAGUGGUACAUGGACAGCAGUGCCACAUCUCACAUGACAUCCACGAAUGGAUUUUCAGACGGGGAUGCCAAUAAUGAGAUGUGAGAGCCAGGGCGAUCUAUAUCCCAUCACCACCACCAUCACAAAUACAACCAAUUCUCCAUCAACCUUUGCUGCUUUGUCUUCUUCUCUUUGGCAUGAUCGUUU